AUGCCUGCUCUUUUUGAAAGAUCAAACGAAGCCGUGUCCCUCAAUCCUCCAACCGGUGCGGAUCUUCACUUAACAUCUCAUGGUUCAGAUUGGUUAUGGGCUGCUUUCUCUCUUUUCGGUGUUUUCGCAGUCGCUCACGCCGGUUUGUUUCUUUUCAAAGGUAAGAAAUCUGUUGGACAUAUUGCUGCCUUGUCAGUAAAUGCUAUUUUGGCUUUCACCUAUUUCACCUUGGCUUCUGAUCUUGGUUGGGCUGCAGUUGAAACCGAAUUCAAGCAUGUCACCGUUUCUGACCCAUUGUUUGAAGAUUUAUAUUACAGACAAGUCUUUUAUGCUAGAUACAUUGGUUGGUUUUUGGGCUGGCCUGUUUUAUUGUUCUUGGUUGAAUUUGUUGGUAAUGGUUCAACUUUCUCUAGCUUUACUCCUAGACUCUUUGCUACUUAUGCCUUGGAAGUCGGUGGAUCUGAAGUCUUUGUUUUGGGCUUGUUAAUUGGCUCUUUGAUCAGCUCUACCUAUAAAUGGGGUUACUUUACCUUCUCUACUGUUUCAUUGUUAUUUAUUAUGAGCAUCUUGAACUACAACAUUUUCAAACAUUAUACCUACUCUACCAUUGCUAAGUUGUCUUUAUUGCUCUUAGACUUAGUCUGGAUUUUGUAUCCUGUUGCAUGGGGUUUAGCUGACGGUGGUAACGUUAUUCAAUCCGAUUCUGAAAAUGUCUUCUAUGGUGUUUUGGAUUUGAUUUUAUUUGCCUUUAUUCCAACUAUUUUGGUCUUCCAAUCCAAUAACGAAGUUGAGGAACCUGUUGUUGUCGGUAAUCACGCUGAUUCCAAGGAAUUGGAGCCUGAAGUCCCAAGAGCUUCUGGUGAAACUGCCGUCUAA
Molecule: messenger RNA, 876 nt
Organism: Saccharomycopsis crataegensis
Lineage: Eukaryota; Fungi; Ascomycota; Saccharomycetes; Ascoideales; Saccharomycopsidaceae
Gene: HSP30
Product: Hsp30p
Exons: 1
Coding region: 1-876 (291 amino acids)
Cellular component (GO): plasma membrane; endoplasmic reticulum
Source: RefSeq, a predicted model, not a curated record